This is a messenger RNA of Pseudophryne corroboree (corroboree frog), 3780 nucleotides long. Its product is annotated as interferon-induced, double-stranded RNA-activated protein kinase-like. The coding region runs from base 23 to 2131 and encodes 702 amino acids. NCBI's taxonomy places the organism in Eukaryota, Metazoa, Chordata, Amphibia, Anura, Myobatrachidae. The record is from RefSeq and is a predicted model, not a curated record. Gene Ontology annotation, biological process: protein phosphorylation. Gene Ontology annotation, molecular function: eukaryotic translation initiation factor 2alpha kinase activity; ATP binding. Gene Ontology annotation, cellular component: cytoplasm; nucleus. The transcript has 21 exons.
GAGAUAGGGAGGCGUGGCGACGAUGAAGUCACUUGGAAGUUCUGCCCCUGACAGUGUGUCUCAUGCACUCACUGACAGGCUGGGGAUUUGGGGAGAAGCUGCGGCGAGACUCGGACAGAGCAGCUUUUUGCAAAUGGCUGCUAUAGUGAUGGAGGAGAAAAACUACAAAGGAUUGCUUAUUACCUACUGCCAGAAAAAUGCAAAGCCACAACCAAUAUUUGAAACACCUGGCCAAACAGGACCACCGCACAAUCUUGUCUUCACUUGUAAAGUAUUUAUUGAUAAUCAAAUGCUCGGAAAAGCUGAAGGAAAGACGAAGAAAUCCGUAGAGAAUAAAGCAGCCAAAAUGGCUCUAGAAGCCCUGGAAAAUCGAGAGAUUGUGUAUCAACCAGAUUACAUUGCACUACUUAAUCAUUUUUGCCAGAAACAAAAAUGCACUUACAUCUUUGUGGAGGUUUCUCGCAAUGGACCAUCUCAUGAUCCAGAGUUUAUGUACAGCACAAAAGUCAGAGAAAAAGAGUAUCCUAAAUCAGGAUUCAAGAAAAACAAAAAACAAGCAAAGAAGGAGGCUGCUUAUCUUGCUCUAAAGGAGCUCAGAAAAGACUUUCCAGAUGAUAUUUUGGAGUUACCAGAAGCUUACAAAGAUGAGUCUGAAUCUGAGUGUUCUUCGCUGUCUGGAAGUGCUAGCUCCAUCAGUUGUGACAGGGGGAGUGAAGGUGGACUCUCCAAUUCAGCAUCUGCUGCUUCUGAGGUGCUACUGGGUCAAGUAGACUAUAUACCGUUACUGAAUCGUUUCUGCCAGAAGCAGAGAUGGAUCUGCAACUUUCUGGACGUUCAAAAAACCGGAGCAUCUCAUAUUUCUCAGUUUGUUUGCAGAGUGAGCAUCCCUGACAGAGUAUUUCCAGACAGUAGGCAGAGAAGCACAAAGAAAGAGGCAAAGAAGGAGGCAGCUUAUCUCGCACUGCAAGCACUACGAGAGGAGUUUCCAGGCAGCAUCCCCGAAUUGCCAAAAGAUUUCAUAGAGGAUUCCUUGAUUCAACAUCCUUCUGUAUCAAGUGCUGGCAACAUUGAUUUCCAGAGGCCUUCUUCUGCAGGGGGACUUUCAAACGCCGCAAGCACUAAUUCUGAGAUUCCAUCUCAUCCUUCAAAUCUGACACCCGCAAUUCCGCACAGGAUACAUUCAGAAAAUGGAGUGUUGGCGGCUACUGACUCUGAGAUUCUGUCUGCAACUUCUUCAAGUGCAAUGAGCAGUGUUUCAAACAGAUCACAGAGUUUCCCCAACCCUCUUAGUGAGUUCACUGACAUUAUCCUGCUUGAUGAAGGAGCAUUUGGGAAAGUGGUGAAAGCACAGAAAAUACUGGAUGACAAGUACUAUGCUGUAAAGAUAGUACGUCUGCGAGACGGAAAAUACGUACAAGAAGUAAAAGCUUUAGCGCACCUUGAACAUAAAAACAUUGUUCGAUACUAUAAUGCCUGGAAGGGACAGGAUUGUUUUGCAGACAGCAGCCAAAGUGGUAGUUUAAGUGACUUCAGCGGUAAAGAGACUUGUCUUUUCAUACAAAUGGAACUGUGUGAGAAUGGCUCCCUCAAAAAGUGGAUCAGGAAGAGGAACUUGUCCAGGCAUGUUGACAAGACCAAAAGUCUUGAUAUUUUUCAACAGAUAAUUGAAGGCGUAAAAUACAUUCAUGACAACAAACUUAUACACAGGGACCUUAAACCUGCAAAUAUAUUAUUUACUAAAGAAAUGACGGUGAAGAUUGGAGAUUUUGGAUUGGUGACUCAGAUGACUGGGGAAAAGGAGAUAAAAGCACUUACACGAACCCAAGGAACUGGUACACCAUGCUAUAUGGCUCCAGAACAGAAAGAAGAAAUAUAUGAAGCUGAAGUUGACAUUUAUGCUUUAGGAUUAAUAUUACUCGAACUUCUGUGGAUAUUUGGCAGUGGACACGACCGUACAGAAUGGCUGAAUAUCCGGAGAGGUGAAUUGCCCCAGACGUUUGUAGAGGACAACCCCAUUGAGGAAUGCGAGAUCAGGAAAAUGCUGACACCUGACCCUAAGAAAAGACCCUCGGCUAAUGACAUACAAAUAUAUUUUCAAAGAAACAAGAGCCUUGAUAUGAAAACAUGCUGAGCCUUUAAUUUAUUUUAUUUUUUUUAACUUAUGUGGGAACUUUUCAAAUCUAAAAUCUUAAAUCUGUAAUAUUUCUUUUUAUGGAGAGGUGUGUGAGGAAACAGAUGCUGAGAACCUCUCAGUGCCCCUCAGGUCUGGAGUAAAUUCCAUGUGCACAUUACGUUCUGCAUACACUAUCCCAUAAUGUCGCUCAUUAGCUGCUUCCUAUACAGGAACCUAGUUAUGUGCAAUAACUAAAUAGAAAAACAUGAUUAACAUUAUGUGUUCUUUGACAUUGGUAUAUAUCGUUUAUAUAUACUGAACUUUGUUUCUGCUUCCUGCUCAUUUCCGGGUGGCACUUGAUAUGCUGACUGUCGGGAUCCCGGCUCUCAGCAUACCAGCGCCGGAAUUCCGACAGCCGGCAUACCGACAACUAUUUUCCUUCUUGGGGUGUCCACGACACCCCUGGUGGGAGAAUAAAUAGUGUGUCGCGCGUAGCCACUGUGCCCGCAACGUGGCAAGCGCAGCUAGCCCGCAAGGGGCUCUUUUGCGCUUGCCCCGCUGCCGGUAUACCAGCGCCGGCAUACCGUAGUAGACUCCUCAUUUCCAGUUGGCCAAUAAUUUUAUGACACGCCUCUCAGGCAGACCACUACUUGUCUCCUUCAGGGCUGCGCUUGCAUAAUUGUUGCUUUCACAGUCUCACUAAAAUGCUUUUUCAAAAGCAGGAAAGUAUGUAUCAUACAACCAAGGAUAUCAGUACAGAGAUCUCUUAUCAUUUAAUAGUACUUUGUCUUAGAAACAGAUUCAGAGUGGCACGUAUAUCCGUAUUGGUAAUGGAUUUUGCUAUUAGUCGCACUGAACAUGCUUUCUAGCUGUGCAUAUGCAACUACUGGCGAUUCAGAGUCUUAUUGCAGAUGAUACUAACUGUGUAGGGUAAUUAAUUCGGAAAAAGAUGUUGAGUCUACAAACUCAGAAUGAGGUUCAAUAUAGAAAAAUGCAAAGUUAUGCACUUUGGGAGAAAAUAUAAACAUACAACCUAUAAAUUAAAUAGGGAAAAACUAGGGGAAACGGUAGCUGAAAAAGAUUUGGGGGUGCUCAUUGAUAAUAGGCUUAGUAGCAGCACACAAUGACUAAGUGCAGCAAGGAAGGCAAAUAAGGUGUUAGCGUGCAUAAAACAGGGAAUUGAGACAACGGAUGAGAGUGUAAUCCUGCCACUGUACAAAUCAUUGGUACAGCCGCACCUGGAAUAUUGUGUACAGUUCUGGGCACCGCACCGAAAGAGUUCAGAGGUGAGCUACAAAAUUGGUUAAGGGGUUAGAGACACUGACUUAUGAUGAAAGGCUUACUAGGCUGAAUAUGUUUACACUAGAAAGAGGCGUCUAAGAGGAGACAUUAUUAAUAUCUUCAGAUAUAUAAAGGGGCUUUACAAGGAGCUAUCAGGAGAUUUGUUUAUUGAGAGAACACUGCACAGGACACGCGAUCACCCUCUGAGGUUAGAGGAGAGAAAAUGUUGUACCCAAUGUAGGAAUGGGUUCUUCAUAGUAAGGACCAUAAGGAUUUGGAACUCUCUGCCAGAGAAGGUAGUAAUGGUGUACUCGGUAAAUACAUUUCUCUAACGUCCUAGUGGAUGCUGGGACUCCGUCAGGACCAUGGGGAAUAGCGGGCUCCGC